CAGAGAGAGAGAGACACACACACACAGAGAUCUGGUAAGGAUCAGAGUGGACCGUUGUGGUGGACAGGAGACCGACCUGCUCUCGCCGCUGAACCUGUCUCUAACUUCUUAGUCUGGGAACGUGCUGCCUUCCAACUCUUGAGCUUACGUCCAAUACAGUAACUCCACUUACUAUACCAGCACCGUGUGGCAACAGCUGAGACAGGUAAUUACCCACAAAGGAAACUUGAAGAAAAGGCAGGUACACAGUCAAGUGUAGUGUAGUGUUUAAUUCAACACUUGGACAUUCAAAUACAACACUCACAGUGUUUGUAUGACCCUCUUAAGUGUUGAACUGAACACUGUGACAGUCACCGUGUAGGAUGGCGCUGUCACUGAGCUGUUUUCGGGCCUUUCAUCGUGACAGGACAGUGACAUAGUCAGGAAGCAAUUUGGGAGAGAGACAGAGACGGGGAAGGGUCCUGGGGCAAAGAAUCGAACCCGGAGUCGCCAGUGUCGUAGCAGUGCCGUGCCCUACCGCCUUAAACCACGGCAGGGGGGGGGCUGUCUGUCACUGAGCUCUUUGACUCGAGGUGGGCGCGCUGGCUGCUGCCAUGAGGUGGGCCGACGACAUGGGUGCCUCAAUAUUCCGGUGCUGGGGACGCGGUGAGCACCAGCAGGACAAGCAAAGCCCCGUACGGACGCUGGUCUCCAACCUGCCCUACGAGGACAUGAAAAAGAAAGAGCAGCCCAACCGCCGCUACAGGGGCAACGCCGUCAAGACCACCAAGUACACGCUGUGGUCCUUCCUGCCCAAGAACCUGUACGAGCAGUUCCACCGCCUGGCCAACGUCUACUUUGUGUUCCUGGCCGUGCUGAACUUCGUGCCGGUGGUGAACGCCUUCCAGCCGGAGGUGGCCCUAAUCCCCAUCUGCGUGAUCCUGGCACUCACGGCCGUCAAGGACGGCUGGGAGGACUUCAGGCGCUACCGGACGGACCAGAAGCUCAACAGCCUGCCGUGCCUCGUCUACAGCAGGAGAGAGAUGGACUUCGUGGAGCGGCGCUGGAGGGACGUGCGCGUGGGCGACUUCGUGAGGGUGGUGUCCAACGAGGUGGUCCCCGCGGACAUCCUGUUGCUGCACACCUCCGACCCCAACGGCGUCUGCCUCAUGGAGACCGCCAACCUGGACGGAGAGACCAACCUCAAGCAGAGGAAGGUGGUGGCCGGCUUCAACGCAGCGCCGAACUCUCCUUUUAAGCCUGCUGCUUUCAAAAGCACAGUAGUCUGCGAGAAACCCAACAAUGACCUCAAUCAUUUCAGCGGUUACAUUGAGAAAGCGGAUAAGAAGAAGCUGGGCUUCGGGAUUGACAGUCUUCUAUUACGAGGAUGCACCAUACGGAACACUGAGGAGUCCUCGGGCAUUGUGGUCUAUGCAGGUCACGAGACCAAGUCGAUGCUGAACACGGGCGGGGCGCGCUACAAGCGGAGCCGGCUGGAGAGGAAGAUGAACAGCGACGUGCUCUACUGCGUGCUGCUGCUCUUCAUCAUGUGCCUCAUCGGGGCCAUUGGUCAUGCUAUCUGGCUAGACAAGCUUCCUGGCGUGCCCCCCUACUUGGUCCCUGACGGUGACGGCCAUCUCAUUCCCCCCACGCUGGCGGGAUUCUACAUGUUCUUCACCAUGAUCAUCCUGCUGCAGGUGCUCAUCCCCAUCUCUCUGUACGUGUCCAUCGAGCUGGUGAAGAUGUGCCAGGUGUUCUUCAUCACGCAGGACGUCGACCUGUACGACGAGGCAUCCGACUCCCGAGUGCAGUGCCGCGCCCUCAACAUCACAGAGGACCUGGGCCAGAUCCAGCACGUCUUCUCCGACAAGACUGGCACGCUCACGGAAAACAAGAUGGUGUUCCGACGGUGCACUAUUAUGGGCACAGAGUACUCGCACGCUGAAAAUGCUAUCCGGCUGGCUGUCCUUGGCGAGAGUGACACACCUGCCGAGGACGAAGUGACCCUAUUCCAGCAGCAGAAGCAGCAGCCUCCGCUAUUCGCUGACGACGACGACGACGACGAUGAUGAUGAUGGUGAUAUGGGGAAGGGCAUGAGACGGGGUCAUGGCGGCGCCCAGGUUGACGUCAGUGGCAACAAGAGGUCAAAGGUCACAGCAGCAGGAGGAGGAGGAGGGGCUCAGAGCGGCCUGGCCUUCAGCAGCCCACUGGAAACGGAGGUGGUCCCGGACAGGAAACUGCUGCAGGUGGCGCUGGGGGCGCGGCCUCAGGGGGAGGAAGUAGGAAGUGGCAGUGGUCUCCGGGGCAACGGGAGCCUGGACAGGGGCCCCUACCUGGACUUCUUUGUGGCCCUGGCCAUCUGCAACACCGUGGUGGUUUCCACGGCAACCAACCAGAGACAGAGGGUCACCAGCCCUCGAGACUCCUGUGCUCCUCAAACGUUCCUUGGCCGUCUGCAAGGCGUCCUGAAGGGGACGGCCUCCCCUCAGAGUCUAUUCAGAAAGGUCAAGGGUCAUAAGGAGCCCCUGGCCGACCCCUUUGCUGCCGACGAAGAGCCGCCAGACCUCUCAUCCGACGACCCCAACAUCUACACAGAGGAAGAAGGAGGAAGCUCCGAAUCCCAGGUCAUCACCUCCACCACCCAGCAUCCCAGAACCAAGAGGCAGAGAACUGCGUCCGGGUCAAGUGCACCGUUGGAGGUCAAUGACCGAGACGUGUGCUACGAAUCCCAGAGUCCCGACGAGGCAGCGUUGGUCCACGCGGCACGGGCCUACGGUUUCACGCUUCUAGAACGCACGCCGGAUCACGUGGCCGUGCGUCUGCCGUCGUCCGGGGAGCUCCUCACCUACGAGGUGCUGGAUAUCCUGACCUUUGACCCCAUGCGCAAGAGGAUGUCGGUGGUGGUGAGGCACCCGCACACACGGGAGAUCGUCCUCUACACCAAAGGGGCCGACUCAGCAGUCAUGGGGCUCCUGGAACAGCCGACAGAUGAGACAGUGUCUCAACGCAAGUUCAGAACGGCCAUCAGCAGCAGCACCCAGAGACAUCUUGACAUGUAUGCCAGAGACGGCCUCCGCACCCUGUGCUUUGCCAAAAGGGUGUUGAGUCAGGAGGCGUAUGAGGGCUGGUGGCACGUUCGGCAGCAGGCCAUUUCGGCCAUUGAGAACAAGGCCGACCUUCUGAUGGACACGGCUGCCCGUCUGGAGACCAACCUCACUCUCAUAGGGGCCACAGGGAUCGAGGACCGUCUCCAGGACCACGUGCCGGAGACCAUCGAGGCCCUGAGGGCUGCUGGGAUGCAGGUGUGGGUGCUGACAGGGGACAAGACGGAGACGGCCGUCAACAUCGCCUACUCCUGCAGGCUGCUGGACCAGAGGGACCUGGUCUUCACCCUCAACACAGACAACAAGGAUGUGUGCAGAUCCAAGUUGGAGUCCACCCUUCAGGAGGUGACCAGACGGCCCUCAGACGCGGCCUUCAGGGGCUUCGGCGGCAGAUUCGGCGACUCGUCGUCAACGAUGGGAGGCUCUCUGGGAGAGGAGCACACCAUCGGUCUGGUGAUCGACGGAGGGACCCUGGCCCUGGCGCUGGAGGACGAGGACCUGAGGUCAAAGUUCGUGGAGCUGUGUCGGCUCUGCCGCUCGGUGCUGUGUUGCCGUGUGACGCCGCUGCAGAAGAGCAGCGUGGUCCGGCUGGUGCGGGAGAAGCUGCACGUCAUGACCCUCGCUAUCGGUGACGGAGCGAAUGAUGUGAACAUGAUCCGGGCGGCUGACGUUGGUAUCGGGAUAUCUGGUCAAGAGGGGAUGCAGGCUGUCAUGGCCAGUGACUUUGCGAUUUCUCGCUUCAAGCACCUGAGGAAGCUGCUGCUGGUUCACGGCCACUGGUGUUACUCCCGACUGUCAAACAUGGUCAUCUACUUCUUCUACAAGAACUUGGCCUACGUGGCGCUGCUCUUCUGGUACCAGUUCUUCUGUGGUUUCUCGGGCACGGCCAUGAUCGAUUACUGGCUGAUGAUCUUCUUCAACCUGCUUUUCACCUCCCUCCCUCCCAUCAUGCACGGCGUCAUGGACCAGGACGUAUCCGCCGGCACGCUGCUCUCCACGCCCGAGCUCUACAAGAUGGGACAGCACGCUGAUGGAUACAGGCGUUCUGUGUUUUGGAUUGCUAUGCUAGAUGCCUUCUACCAGAGCCUGGUGUGCUUCUUCGUUCCCUAUUUGACUUACCAGGGCUCCGACGUGGACAUUUUUCAAUUUGGAAAUCCAAUGAACACUGUGUCCCUCUUCACCAUCAUCCUCCAUCUUGCCAUUGAAAUAAAUGCAUGGACGGUGGUGCACUGGGUGAUCAUGGUUGGCAGUGUGGUGCUGUACUUUGUGGUGACGUUGGCUUACAGCGCGGUGUGCGUGAGCUGCAACCCUCCCUCUGACCCCUACUGGAUCAUGCAGCAGCAACUGGCCGACCCCAUAUUCCACCUCGUCUGUCUACUGACCGUGGUCCUCGCACUGCUCCCAAAGUACACUGCCCAUGUUCUGAAGGGGUCCCUGAGGCCCUCCACACUACUAUACGCCAAGCAGCUGGAGCGCCUGCUGCCGCCCCCCAGGAUGGAGGAGCAGAUGAGGAUCGACACCUCCGAGACCCUACCACCACCAUCAUCACCAUCAUCAUCAUCAGCACCGCCAGCAUCAUCAUCAGCAGCAGCAGCAUCAGCAGCACUCUCAAGCUUCACCCUGUCCGGCCUCUCCUCAUCGGCCUCUACCCCAGACUCAAUACAUAUACACACAUGACCUCUGACCUCUGAGACCCUACCACCAUCAUCAUCAUCAUCACCACCAUCAGCAGCAGCAGGAGCAUCAGCAGCAACAGCAUCAUCAGCAACACUCUCAAGCUUCACCCUGUCCGGCUUCUCCUCAUUGGCCUCUCCCCCAGACUCAAUACAUAUACACACAUGACACCCCCCCCCACCCACCCACCCCAACCAGGGUUGCCAGAUGAGACUUGAUGAUUUCCAGCCCAAAAUAUGCUCAAAACCCGCCUGGAAGAGCUAAAUCCUGCCCAAUUUGAACUAAAUUCUAUUGAUUUACGUGGCCACAAAUUUGCAGAAAAACCUGCCCAAAUGCCCUUUUUUACCCUUUUUUACCCACAGAUGCCCAUCCUAAGCAGCCCAAUUGGGCAGGAAACCACCCAGUCUGGCAACACUGCCCCACACCCUCCAGGGGAUCACCUAGUCCAGUUACCACGGAAGGGAGGAAGGAGGAAGGAAAAAUGCUGAGCAUCAUCAAUUUCACUUGAUUUCAUGCCUGCUGUUAUUGCUGUUGUUAUUUAUGUCUGAAGGAUAUAGAACUUGUUUACAUGGUUGGUGCCUUUGUGGUGAGAGAUGCUUUUGAACUACAGUUCUUAUGCCAUCUCUAUGAGCAGUGACAAACUACCGUAUAUGGUACAUAACUAUGGUGAAUUCGGGUAAA
This is a messenger RNA of Engraulis encrasicolus (European anchovy), 5438 nucleotides long. RefSeq names its product ATPase phospholipid transporting 10B (gene atp10b). NCBI's taxonomy places the organism in Eukaryota, Metazoa, Chordata, Actinopteri, Clupeiformes, Engraulidae. The transcript is spliced from 22 exons. The record is from RefSeq and is a predicted model, not a curated record. Gene Ontology annotation, molecular function: magnesium ion binding; ATP binding; ATPase-coupled intramembrane lipid carrier activity. Gene Ontology annotation, cellular component: plasma membrane. Gene Ontology annotation, biological process: phospholipid translocation. Bases 594 to 4760 code for a protein of 1388 amino acids.